ACAGCCCCCUCCAGGCCCAGCUCCUGCCUCUCCUACCCUUUGAGGCCGGUAGUCUCUGCGUCCGGCCUCGGGGAGGGAGAGCUCCGCGCGCGCCAGGCCGGGCUGCCUCGCGAGCCGUGUAAGGGAGCAGAGAGCUGGCUCAGUCGAAAUGGCCCUGGUGCCCUAUGAGGAGACCGCGGAAAUGGGGUUGCAGAAAUUCCACAAGCCUCUUGCCACCUUCUCCUUUGCAAACCACACGAUCCAGAUUCGGCAGGACUGGAGGCAACUGGGAGUCGCAGCGGUGGUGUGGGACGCGGCUGUCGUUCUUUCCACGUAUCUGGAGAUGGGAGCUGUGGAGCUCAGGGGCCGCUCUGCCGUGGAGCUCGGUGCUGGCACGGGGCUGGUGGGCAUAGUGGCGGCCCUGCUGGGUGCUCAUGUGACUAUCACGGAUCGAAAAGUAGCAUUAGAAUUUCUUAAAUCAAAUGUUCAAGCCAACUUACCUCUCCAUAUCCAACCCAAAGCUGUUGUUAAGGAGCUGACUUGGGGACAGAAUUUGGGGAGUUUUUCACCUGGAGAAUUUGACCUGAUACUUGGAGCUGAUAUCAUAUAUUUAGAAGAAACAUUCACAGACCUUCUUCGAACUUUGGAACAUCUCUGUAGCAACCACUCCGUGAUUCUUUUAGCUUGCCGAAUCCGUUACGAACGGGAUAACAACUUCUUAGCGAUGCUGGAGAGGCCAUUUACAGUGAGUAAAGUUCACUAUGAUCCUGAAAAAGAUGUACAUAUUUACAAAGCACAGAAGAGAAACCAGAGGGAGGGCUUAUAGUUGGCUAUGAUUUAUAGGAACCUUGUCAUUAACUGUGUCCAUUAAGGUCUUAGCCUGUGAAUCUAACUGUGAAAUGGCUUCCUGUACAAAAAGCCUAACUAAAGGUUCUCAGGGGACAAAGCAAAUGCUCAGUUUUAACACAAAGCAGCAACAAACUUUGUCCCAGUGCUGUGACUUUUUGGUCAUAUAUUGCUCACUCAGAAACUCCAUUAACAUUAAAGGGACAUGCGUGACUUUGGUUUAUGCUCUUUCUGUAAUCCCACGCUGCUCCCGCCGGAGGAGCAGUUCUCACUGAUGCAGUGAUGAAGGGUUCGUGUAAAGGCGACUUCAAAGCAGUGAGCUUGUUUUGUUUUAGAGACAGGCUGACUCAUGCCAACCAUUUAAAAUACACUCUAAGGUAUAUAUGUUUAGCCAGUUUUCCUAACUUUCUGAAUAUAAAACAGGAGGUUUAACAUGCAUUCCCUGAACUGUUAAUACUCUUCUGUCUGCCCAUUUAGGUCUCUCAUACUUUUGGUUGGUUGAGAUUGGGGUGAGUUUUCUCAGUCUCCUGUCAUGCUUUUUGGCUCGAUUUCAGUUUUAGGUAUAUAAACA
Molecule: messenger RNA, 1396 nt
Organism: Pteronotus mesoamericanus
Lineage: Eukaryota; Metazoa; Chordata; Mammalia; Chiroptera; Mormoopidae
Gene: METTL21A
Product: methyltransferase 21A, HSPA lysine
Exons: 4
Coding region: 149-805 (218 amino acids)
Biological process (GO): peptidyl-lysine methylation
Cellular component (GO): cytoplasm; cytosol
Molecular function (GO): protein-lysine N-methyltransferase activity
Source: RefSeq, a predicted model, not a curated record